AUGGAAUUCUUAUCCAGAUUGCUCUUAAAUGCUGAGACUAAUCACUUAAUUUCAGGUGUAAAAGAAGCUAGGAAUGCUCCAGGUCUCACUCAUCUUAUGUUUGGUGAUGAUAUUUUGGUUUUCACUAAGGAAGAUAUGCACAAUAUAGAGGGUAUUAUGAGUGUUCUUGACUAUUUUAGCAGUGUUUCUGAAAAGUUGCUCAAUCUAGACAAAUCUAGUGUUUACUUUAGUCAUAACAUUCCUCCAAGUUAUAGAGAUAUUCUAGCAAGAGAACUUAGAAUUACUGAAAUGACUGACACUAAUAAAUACUUGGGUGUGACUUUGUUAAUUGAUAGGGAUAAAACCAAGGCUUUUAUACCUCUUAUGCAAUCCUUUGGCACUAGACUGAAGUUUUGGAAAGGUAAGACAAUGAAUCACUCUGCUAGAACAACUAUGGCUAAACAUGUUUUGAAUGCUUUGCCUACUUAUCAAAUGGGGUGUUUUAGAAUUCCUAAAACUAUGAUAGAUCAGAUGGACUCCAUCCAAAAGCACUUUUGGUGGGGGCAUAGUGAUAACAAGGGAUUGUGUUUGAUAGGAUGA
Molecule: messenger RNA, 579 nt
Organism: Papaver somniferum (opium poppy)
Lineage: Eukaryota; Viridiplantae; Streptophyta; Magnoliopsida; Ranunculales; Papaveraceae
Exons: 1
Coding region: 1-579 (192 amino acids)
Source: RefSeq, a predicted model, not a curated record